AGGCACUGCGCCAAGGCAAGAGGGACGUGGCGCAGGCCGCCAGAGGAUUGGAAAGGGAGGUGGCGAAUCUGCAGGCAGAGGAGAAGAAGCUGCUAGUGGAGAUCAAGAACACUGCCAAGACUGGUAACCAGGCAGCAGCACGCGUGUUGGCACGGGAGCUGGUGCGGGUGAGAGCGCAGAUAGCCAAGAUGCACAAGUCCAAGGCGCAGAUUCGCGGCAUCAGCACACAUGCGCAGGUGGCUCAAGCCAACGUGUCAGUGGCAGGGGCAAUGCGCAGUGCUGGCACGGUCAUGGGGAAUGUGAACAAGCAAAUGGACGUGGCAUCAGCAGCGCGCAUGGCAGCAGAUUUCCAACGAGAAUCCGCCAAGAUGGAUCACGUGCAAGACAUGGUGGGAGGCGCCCUGGAUGAUGCUUUGGAUACAAGCGACACCGAGGAAGAGGCUGAUGACAUCACCAACCAGAUCCUGGAUGAGAUUGGCAUCGACAUGUCUGCCCAGCUCUCGAGUGUGCCGGCCAGAAGACUGCCCACCGCAGCAGCGGCACAAGCAGAGGCGCCUCGCACACAGGCAGGGUGGCAGGAGGAAGAGGAAGAUGACCUGCAACGCCGGUCGAGUCCUACCGGCCAGUGGAUGAGGUACUUGACGGAUUCCGUCGACCUUGACGUUGACGGUGGUGAUGGUACCGCGCUCGACAAGUUGCUGGGCGAACAGCAAUCCACCUGUCAGGAACUAGAAAGGACGUCUUGUCGUGCCAAUGAGAGCAGUGCUGCGGAUAAGGAGCCGUCGCAUUGCAAAGAGCCGUCGCACGGCAGUCGCAGGGACGCCGAUCACCGCACCGGCGUCGCUGCUUCCCAUAAACGGCAAAGGGAGGACCCAAGCGAGGCGAACAGCAGCAAGGCCAAUCGGGAGAAGAUGCGCCGCGACCGACUCAACGACAGGUUCGUGGAGUUGGCGCGGUCGCUAGAGGGGAGCGGCCAGGCGCGCGCGGACCGGGGGAGCAUUCUGGCGGACGCCGUGCGCGUGCUGGCGCAGCUGCGCUCGGAGACGGCGCAGCUGCGGGGGUCCGCGGAACAGAUGAAGGAGCAGAUCCGCGAGCUCAAGGCGGAGAAGAGCGAGCUGCGGGAGGAGAAGGCUCGCCUGCAGGCGAACAAGCAGCAGCUGGAGGAGCAGGUCCGGCGCAUGGCAGCAUCUGGUGCUGCCGAAUCCACCGCCGCCACCAUGUGA
Molecule: messenger RNA, 1223 nt
Organism: Closterium sp. Yama58-4
Lineage: Eukaryota; Viridiplantae; Streptophyta; Zygnematophyceae; Desmidiales; Closteriaceae
Source: the annotation of a GenBank genome assembly